Molecule: messenger RNA, 2924 nt
Organism: Aedes aegypti (yellow fever mosquito)
Lineage: Eukaryota; Metazoa; Arthropoda; Insecta; Diptera; Culicidae
Gene: Hrs
Product: hepatocyte growth factor-regulated tyrosine kinase substrate
Exons: 4
Coding region: 178-2442 (754 amino acids)
Molecular function (GO): phosphatidylinositol binding; metal ion binding; ubiquitin binding
Source: RefSeq, a predicted model, not a curated record
AAAGCGAAAUGUCAAACUUGUUAUCAGCUGGAAGUGAAUGUUGACAAAUUCUAAUUGUGAAAAUUUCUGUAACUAAGUGAAAUUAUUAAAAAAAUCGUGAUAUUCCCUAUAUUGUUACGCACAAAUUGACUGUUUUCGUGUCGAUAGAGUGUGAUUGCAUUGAAAUACGCCGAAAUCAUGUUCCGCACAUCGAACUUCGACAAAAGUCUGGAAAAUGCUACCAGCAACCUAAUCCUGGAGCCGGAUUGGCAAUCGACGAUGGUUAUUUGCGAUUCCAUCCGCCAGGGUGACGUCACGCCCAAGUACGUGAUGCAGCAGUUGAAGAAAAAGAUGUUCUCCACGAAUCCGCACACGGCCCAUUACGCCCUGCUGGUGCUCGAGAGCAUCGUCAAAAACUGUGGCGCUCCGAUUCAUGACGAAAUCUCCAACAAGGCAAACUGUGAGAUGUUCCAGAAUCUGGUGAACACCACUCAACACGAGGAGGUUCGGACGAAAAUGCUGGAGCUUAUUCAGGCGUGGGCUUGUGCAUUUCGCACGGUCUUCAAGUAUCGGUCCAUUCGGGAUACCAUGAACAUCCUGAAGAGUGAAGGGCACAAAUUCCCCGAGUUGAAGGAAGCGGACGCCAUGUUCACUUCGGAGAAUGCACCAGAAUGGGCAGAUGGCGAUGUUUGUCACCGUUGCCGAGUGGCAUUUUCCUUUACCCAGCGCAAACACCACUGUCGCAACUGUGGCCAGGUGUUUUGCCAGCAAUGCUCGGCGAAGACUAGCACCUUGCCCAAGUUUGGCAUUGAGCGCGAGGUUCGUGUUUGCGACGGGUGUUACCCGCAGCUCCAUCGACAGACUCCGACUUUGACGAAAAAGGCUACCGAGGAGGAGGAUCUGCCAGCUGAGUAUUUAAGCAGUUCCUUGGCUCAGCAAGCGCAGGCGCCUGCCCGCAAGACAGACGAGGAGCUGAGAGAGGAGGAAGAACUUCAACUGGCCUUGGCUUUGAGUCAAUCUGAGGCGGAGACGAAGAAAGCUACCCAAACGCGUAAGACUUUUCAUAAAUCGCCAAGUCCUGAGCCUGUUAAGGUUCAACGUAGCCCAAGCCCGGUUGACGAAACCCCAGCUGAUCCGGAAUUGCAACGUUAUUUGAAUCGUAACUAUUGGGAACAGCGCCAAACGGCUGACUCUCCAGCCUCGCCAUCCGCACCAAGUCCCAUGCCGAGUCCAAUGCCUGUUCAGACGACUUUACUGGUGCCUAAAAUGGGUGCUGAAGAUGGUGAAAUAGAUGAGUUUGCCAGAUCAAUGAAGACCCAAGUGGAGAUUUUCGUCAAUCGGAUGAAGUCAAAUUCAAGUCGUGGACGCAGCUUUUCAACCGAUAGCUCUGUACAAACGUUGUUCAUGAACAUGACUUCAUUGCACGCUCGCCUUUUGACAUUCCUAAAGGACAUGGAUGACAAACGCAUGUGGUACGAACAAUUACAAGACAAACUAACUCAAAUCAAGGACUCUCGUGCUGCUUUGGACGUACUUCGCCAAGAACACCAGGAAAAGCUUCGCAGGAUUGCCGAAGAGCAGGAACGACAAAAGCAACUGCAAAUGGCGCAAAAACUCGAAAUCAUGCGUAAGAAAAAGCAAGAAUAUCUACAGUAUCAACGCCAGCUGGCUUUGCAACGCAUCCAAGAACAAGAACGAGAGAUGGCAUUACGACAAGAGCAACAGAAGGCCCAAUAUCGCAUGGGAACGGCCUUUCCUUUCAUGUCCCCUCCCAAUCAAGGCCAACCACAAGGUUCUCCGGCUCACGUUGGAGUUCCCAACUAUCCCGGAUAUGGUUAUCAACAAAUGCCGGCGGGAGGUACACUUCCCCAUUAUGGCCCUCCCGGAAAUCAACCCGGAAUGCCUUCUCAAAUGGGUCAACAGCUCUUCUCUCCACAACACGGACCACAAUCGUUGCCUGGUAAUGGACAAUUCAUGGGUCCGAACAUGCCGCAAGGCCCUGAUACCAAUGGCACACUUCCACAGCAACCGCCGGCCAAUCAACCGCCCCCUCAACAACAGCAACAAGCUCCACUCCCACCAGGCGCAAUGGGUCCACCCCCCGGCAUGAAUAUGAUGCCCGGCCAAGUUGCUCCACCAGGGAUUGGACCAAUGCCUUCUUCUGGAGUACCCCCCAUGGGAAUGGCUCCCCCGCAGCAACCGCCACAAGGAAUGCCCAUGAAUCCCACUGGAACUUUACCCCCUAACGCCCAUAUGCCGCCACAGCAGAUGCCCCAGGCUGGCGCUCCUGUUUCGGAAGUUCAACAGCAACAACAACAACCCCCGCCACCACAACCGCAAGCUGCAGCACCGGUCACAAUGGCACCAGCUGUUGCUCCGGCCGUGGCUCCAGCAGCAACAACAAAUCCUGCAGCACCGUCGGCCCCCGAGCCGGCCACGGCCGAAUUGAUAAGCUUCGAUUGAACGAGAUCGUAAUUUGAAACACAUUGAAUAACAUUCUAUUUGAGUUACAUUUUAGGCACGCAUAAACAUAUUUAAAAAUCACUGGAUCGAUAUAAAAGAGAGCACGUAAAUGUUAAAAAAAAUACAUUAUUUGUGCACGUUGUCUACAAUUUUGGCGUAAUCGAAAAAAAAAUCAAUAAAUCAAACGUGUGUAAUGGGCUUGUAUUAUUUUAGUUUCGCUUUUCUACAGAUUCAAUAUAUGUAUAACCUUUGCCCUAUAUAUGCAAAUACUUCUUUAAAAUAGGCUCCAACAAAAUGUGACUAACGUUUAAAAACGAUUUAAUACUGCAAAUCUGGUUAAGCAUCUAGGUAGCUGAUUGUAUACCAGCUGACUAUGUUAUUGCAUAAUAAUUGAUUGGUAUGCUCUAUCGAUAAUAUCUAUAACCUUUGCGUAUGUUUCAAUACAUAAUCGUAUAAUAAUAAAUGAUGAAUACAAAAAUGAA